AUGGCGGCGAUCGAGGAGUUGUCAGAGCUUGCUGAUUCCAUGCGUCAAGCGUCGGCGGUACUCGCCGACGAAGAUAUCGAUGAAACAACCAGUUCUCGAAGAAGUUCAACUUUCCUCAACGUCGUUGCUCUCGGCAACGUCGGUGCUGGUAAAUCAGCGGUUCUGAACAGUUUAAUCGGACAUCCAGUUUUGCCUACUGGUGAAAAUGGAGCUACCAGAGCUCCAAUCUGCAUUGAUCUGCAACGAGAUACUUCUUUGAGCAGCAAAUCUAUUAUAUUGCAGAUUGACAACAAAUCUCAGCAAGUUUCAGCAAGUGCUUUAAGACAUUCUUUGCAGGAUAGGUUGAGUAAAGCUUCCUCAGCCAAGGCGCGAGAUCAAAUAACUUUGAAGCUUCGCACGAGUACAGCACCACCUCUCAAGUUGGUUGAUUUACCUGGGCUGGAUCAGCGCAUCAUGGAUGAAUCAACAGUUAGCGAUUAUGCGGAGCGUAAUGAUGCUAUUUUGGUAGUUAUUAUACCUGCAGCUCAAGCACCUGAAAUUGCUUCCUCUCGUGCCCUAAGACUGGCAAAGGAAUACGAUGGAGAAGGUACCAGGACUGUUGGUGUUAUUAGUAAAAUAGAUCAAGCUUCAACAGACCAAAAAGCAAUAGCUGCAGUUCAAGCACUUCUACUCAAUAAGGGUCCUGCAAGAGCAUCAGACAUCCCUUGGGUUGCAUUAAUCGGGCAAUCCGUUUCAAUAGCUACGGCACAGUCUGGGUCUGCUGGUUCUGAAAAUUCUUUAGAAACUGCAUGGAGAGCAGAGAGUGAAAGCCUCAAGUCCAUAUUGACAGGAGCCCCUCAAAGUAAGCUUGGAAGGAUAGCUCUGGUGGAUGCUUUGGCACAGCAGAUUCAGAAUCGCAUGAAGCUGCGGGUGCCUAACCUUCUUUCUGGGUUGCAUGGGAAGUCUCAAGUAAUUCAGGAUGAAUUGGCGAGGCUUGGGGAGUCAAUGGUCACCACUGCAGAGGGUACUCGUGCUAUAGCGUUGGAACUUUGUCGUGAGUUUGAAGAUAGGUUCCUACAGCAUCUUACCACUGGCGAGGGAACUGGUUGGAAAAUUGUUGCCAGCUUUGAGGGGAGAUUCCCUGAUAGAAUGAAGCAAUUGCCGUUAGAUAGGCAUUUUGAUAUCAACAAUGUAAAAAGGAUUGUGUUAGAAGCUGAUGGGUAUCAACCCUAUCUCAUUUCCCCUGAAAAGGGAUUACGAUCAUUAAUCAAAGGUGUUCUAGAGCUUGCGAAAGAGCCAUCGCGUCUUUGUGUUGACGAGGUACAUCGUGUCCUGAUAGAUAUUGUAUCAUCUGCUGCCAAUGCUACACCUGGUUUAGGAAGAUACCCACCUUUCAAGAGAGAGGUUGUGGCUCUGGCAACUACUGCACUAGAAGGGUUUAAGAAUGAAUCAAAGAAAAUGGUGGUUGCACUAGUUGAUAUGGAGCGUGCUUUUGUGCCACCCCAACACUUCAUUCGCUUGGUACAAAGGAGGAUGGAAAGGCAACGCCGAGAAGAGGAGUUGAAAGGUCGAUCUUCGAAAAAAGGGCAUGAUGCAGAGCAAUCUAUACUCAAUCGGGCCUCAAGUCCCCAAACUGGUGGAAGCAUGAAAUCACUUAAGGAGGAUAAGGAUAAGGAAAAGGAAAAAUCCGGUCAGGCAGAGAAAGAAGGUCAAGAAGGCUCUGGUUUAAAGACUGCUGGUUCUGAAGGAGAAAUUACAGCAGGAUUUUUGUUGAAGAAAAGUGCAAAAACUAAUGGUUGGAGCAGGCGAUGGUUUGUGCUAAAUGGAAAGUCAGGAAAGCUUGGGUACACAAAGAAACAAGAGGAAAGAAAUUUUCGUGGUGUUAUUACAUUAGAGGAAUGCAACAUUGAAGAGGUUCCAGAUGAAGGUGAGCCUGCACCAAAAAGCUCAAAGGACAAGAAGUCUAAUGGACCAGAUUCUAGCAAAGUCAACCUUGUAUUUAAAAUUACUAGUAGAGUCCCGUAUAAAACAGUUUUGAAAGCUCACAGUGCUGUUGUUUUAAAGGCUGAGAGUGCAACUGAAAAGACUGAAUGGAUAAAAAAGAUAAGUAAUGUAAUACAAGCAAAGGGAGGGCAAAUAAAGAUUUUGUCUGAGGGCGGCUCUUCCAUGAGGCAUAGCCUCUCUGAUGGUUCCUUGGAUACAAUGGCUCGAAGACCUGCUGAUCCCGAGGAAGAACUCCGAUGGAUGUCCCAAGAAGUCCGCGGCUAUGUUGAAGCAGUAUUAAACAGUUUAGCUGCUAAUGUACCAAAAGCAGUUGUUCUUUGCCAAGUUGAAAAGGCUAAGGAAGACAUGCUGAAUCAAUUAUAUAGCUCUAUCAGUGGUCAUAGCACAGCUAAGAUUGAGGAGCUGCUUUUAGAAGAUCAAAAUGUGAAGCGCAGGAGAGAGCGUUACCAGAAACAGUCCUCGCUUCUCUCCAAACUGACACGCCAACUGAGUAUACAUGACAACCGUGCAGCAGCAGCCUCAAAUUGGUCAAAUGGGAAUGCAGAGAGUAGCCCAAGAAGCAGUGAACCAGGUGAUGAUUGGAGAUCUGCCUUUGAUGCAGCUAGCAAUAGUCCUGUUGGCCGUAGUGGUUCAAUGAGAUCUGGAUCAAAUGGUCACAGUCGACAUAAUAGUGAUCCUGCACAAAAUGGUGAUAUGAACUCUGGCCCAAACUCUGGUAGUCGUCGCACUCCUAAUCGAUUACCGCCUGCUCCUCCAGGUUCUUCUGGUUACAAGUAUUAA
Vicia faba (fava bean) is the source of this 2763-nucleotide messenger RNA. The record is from the annotation of a GenBank genome assembly. Lineage: Eukaryota; Viridiplantae; Streptophyta; Magnoliopsida; Fabales; Fabaceae.